UAAGCGCGUGCCUGUCGGGGUAGGUUGUGGUACGUAUAUAUGCGCGUUCUCGGACAGCAGGACGUUGUGAGCGCCUCACUCGCAAGCGGUAAAGUCGGGACCUUGGAGAGCUCCUGCAGGCGACGGUGUCUCUACGCCUCAUUCCUCGUUGUCUGCCCGAGACAGACCUAAUCGCCGCAACUACCGAUGGAAGAAAUGGAAGAGGAGUUGAAAUGUCCGGUGUGCGGUUCGUUUUACCGGGAGCCCAUUAUCCUGCCUUGCUCUCACAAUAUCUGCAUGGCGUGCGCCCGCAACAUCCUAGUGCAGACCCCCGAUGCGGAGUCUCCACGAAGUCGCCGGGCGUCAGGCUCGGCCGCUUCAGAUUACGACUACCUGGACUUGGACAAGAUGAGUUUGUACAGCGAGGCAGACAGCGGCUACGGGUCUUACGGGGGCUUCGCUAGUGCACCGACCACCCCUUGCCAGAAAUCCCCUAACGGAAUCCGGGUGUUUCCCCCCGCCGUCCCCCCACCUGCACAUCCUCAACCCCAGCACCAUUUGCUUCAACACCCCGGAUCCUUUCCUCCUAUUCCUCGCAAUUCCUGCAUCACCUGCCCGCAAUGCCACCGCAGCCUGAUCCUGGACGAGCGGGGGCUUCGCGGCUUCCCCAAGAACAGGGUUCUGGAAGGGGUGGUCGACCGGUACCAGCAGAGCAAAGCAGCAGCACUCAAAUGUCAGCUGUGCGAGAAGAGCCCCAAGGAGGCCACGGUCAUGUGCGAGCAGUGCGACGUCUUCUACUGCGAGCCUUGCCGCAUGCGCUGCCACCCGCCGAGGGGUCCGCUCGCCAAACACCGCUUGGUGCCUCCUGCACAGGGCCGGGUCAGCCGCCAGCUGAGCCCCCGCAAAAUCUCAACGUGUACCGAGCACGAACUGGAGAACCACAGCAUGUAUUGUGUUCAGUGCAAGAUCCCCGUCUGUUACCAGUGCCUGGAGGAGGGCCGCCAUUCUAGCCACGAAGUCAAGGCGCUGGGGGCCAUGUGGAAGCUACAUAAGGGACAACUCUCCCAAGCCUUGAAUAUCUUGUCAGAGCGAGCCAAAGAAGCACAGGAAUUCUUGGUGCAGCUAAGGAACAUGGUGCAGCAGAUUCAGGAGAACAGUGUGGAGUUUGAGGCCUGCCUGGUGGCCCAGUGUGAUGCCCUCAUUGAUGCCCUCAACCGGAGAAAGGUACAGCUGCUGUCCCGGGUAAAUGGCGAGCAUGAGCACAAGCUGAAGGUUGUACGUGACCAAAUUGCACACUGCACUGUGAAGCUACGUCAGACCACCGGCCUCAUGGAGUAUUGUUUAGAAGUGAUCAAGGAGAAUGACCCCAGUGGCUUUUUACAGAUCUCAGACGCACUGAUCCGCAGGGUGCACAUGACAGAGAGUCAGUGGGGUAAAGCCACACUAACCCCCAGGAUGACUUCAGACUUCGACCUCACCUUGGACAGUGGGCCUUUGCUGCAGACCAUCCACCAGCUGGAUUUUGUUCAAAUGAAAGUUCCCUCCACAGUGCCGGCAGCCCCUAUCCUGCAGCUGGAGGAGUGCUGCUCAAGCAGCAACAGUGCCACGUUGUCAUGGAAACAACCACCCCUCUCGACAGUGCAGGUGGAAGGCUACAUCUUGGAACUGGAUGAUGGCAAUGGAGGGCAGUUCAGGGAGGUGUAUGUUGGGAAGGAGACGAUGUGCACUGUGGAUGGCCUGCACUUCAACAGCACUUACAACUCUCGGGUCAAGGCAUUCAACAAGACGGGUGUGAGUCAGUAUAGCCAGACCCUGGUGCUUCAGACCUCAGAAAGUUGUAGUUUCAGGAAGGGGGCUCUGGAAUACUCCAUGUCUCCCCCCAUAAAAGCCCGUCCUAAUUCUUUUACUUGUGUUGCAGUUGCCUGGUUCACCUUUGACCCCAGCUCCGCCCACCCUGACAUCAUCUUUUCCAAUGACAACCUGACGGUGACGUGCAGCAGCUACGAUGACCGUGUGGUGCUGGGUAACACUGGCUUCUCCCGUGGUGUGCACUACUGGGAGAUGACUGUGGAUCGCUAUGACAACCACCCGGACCCUGCUUUUGGAGUGGCACGCAUUGACACACUCAAAGACGUCAUGCUGGGCAAAGAUGAUAAAGCCUGGGCUAUGUAUGUGGACAAUAACAGGUCUUGGUUUAUGCACAACAACUCUCACACUAACAGAACGGAGGGAGGCAUCAGCAAAGCCUGUACUGUUGGGGUCCUCUUGGACCUAAACAACCGGAUACUGAUUUUUUCUAUAAAUGAUGAACCCCAGGGACCCAUUGCCUUUGAGAAAAUGGAGGGCCUCUUAUUCCCAGCCAUUAGCCUGAAUCGGAAUGUGCAGGUCACACUACAUAGCGGACUGGCCAUCCCAGAAUUCUAUAUCCAACGACAUGUGGAACACCCUACUUCACUUUGCUGAUGGGACAAGUGAUCACAUGAACAACUGGAGGGAUUGCUGCUGCUACUGCUGCUGGGUCCAACAACUGCUUCCAUACAGCCAAGUGUUUUCCUACAGACCCACUGAGGAGGGUGUCCAUGUUGCCCAUAGCUUACAGACUGCACUUUGCUGCCUGGUGGGUGAUGCUUUCCUGCAGAGCAGCGCAGAAUGCCUGUGGUUUGAAGCGUCCCUUGUUUGGACUUAUCUGAAAGCUCUUCUCGCAUUUCAAUGCUGGCAGACAAGCGAAGGAAAGGAAGUAAUGGACAAGUAAGGGCAUUGGAGUGGGUCGAGUAUAGGGAUUGUGGUAGCGUUGUCUUACCUCGCUGUCACAUUACCUGCUUGGCUAUUUGCCUGUGCCAGACUCUCCUUAAUUCUGCCAACUAACCCUUAGAAGGACUGGUCUGUGAUUACCAGUUGUGACCCUCAGAUAUGAAGGUGCAGUUCUUGUCCCUCUAAUCCUGGGCUCACACUCUGAGUACACUCUAUCAAUAAUUCCCAGGACCCAUGCAAUGAGGCCCGAUAUUCCAAUAUCAAGUAUGCUGAGGAAACGGGCAUGGUGUUGUUUGACACUCCUCUUUGUUGUGGCAGAAAGCGUUUUUGUGCCACACGCUCUAAUUAGCUCCCAUUCCCAUGGCUCAGAAGGUUCUUACACAAUAACAAACAAGUCAAACUCUAGUAUCACUUUGGGUGCUGUCUAGGGAAGUUGGGGAGACCUUCUUACCCCCCUACUACUCUCCCAUAUUGCCCAUUUUCUGUUUCAUUUUGACCACAUCUACCGCCCACUAAGCUGUUAGGUUGCUUCUCCUCCCAGGUGCACAGACCUACACACUCCUGACCAGAUUUCCACUAUCCCUGAGGUCAUAUGAGCCGUGCCCUCUGCCCAGAGCUUCACACUAUCUCUCAAACAGGUUAUGAUCCAGGGCUGACAUACUGAAUAUAUCCUGAAGUAGGUACCUCACGGCCCCUCAGGCUGCUAUAUAGCCUUCUCAGAGACCACUCUUGGAUACCAAGUGAAAUUCUGGAUCCUAUCUUAGCUAUGCUUGAUUUUUCGUGCUGGUCUAAUGACUUUGGCCAACCCAGCACUUUUACAUCUGCAUUAAAAAGAGGGGAGAAGCAGCCAUUUGGAACAUUAGCCAUUAAAGGAGGGAAGGGGGCACCCACUGUUUACACAUCCUGAAAACCAAACCCCUCAGUUACUCUGUUGUCAAUGGAAAGAGAAGUUCAUUAGGGCAAUGACGUGCAAGGCUUACAUUAGGAGAGGUCACAGGUUUAGUUAUACUCUACUGGAGAAGUGGCCUUUCAUACCUGCUCUCUCAUUUUGCUUUUUUAACACAUGAAUGAAUUCUUCUGAUCCUAACUGCCAAGGCGGCAUAGACUUUAGACAGACUUUACAAAAUUUUAAUGCAACAUGUAAAGCUAUAUCGACUUUCCAAAUUGCAGUAGCAAUAUAUCAGACAGUUGGUCUUUUAUUAUCUUAUAUAGCAUCUUUCCAUAUGGCAGGCCAGCAAUUUGAUUGCCAGGUCUGCUAACUUACAAAAGGUCUCCCUGAAACGGAGGCUACAUUUUUCCUCAAUGACCAUAUUUACUGAUAGAAAGGACAGAAAAGCAAAAAGGAAGAUAACUUUUAGGAAUCUCAAUGCCUUGGUAAACCAUCACACUUUGUGGCUCCACAGUCCAUCCAGCACAUAGCCUUGGGUCCCAGUUUGAUACUCUUUGAUGGAGUCUGCAUUUGGUCUGCGUCCACUGGUGUUGGUUCUUCCCAUAGUCCACCACUGUUUGGUUGUAUUUAUUGGUGUCUCAGCUGCAGGCUGAGCAACUGUAUAACUGUGUUGAUGAUGAGCAACCACCCCAUCUAGAACAGUUUCCUGCUCCUUCAGUGAACUGCCAAGUGAGUCACAAGAUGGCUGUGGUGUCACCUUUCGUUCACUUUGGCGGCAGCCAAGAUUGCAGUCUCAAUUAAACAGCAUCAAUCCACUAUCCCUCCAUUUUUUGAACCUGAUGUUUCCUUUGGAGGGAGAAUAUGCAGAUGACACACCAAGGAUACCCUAACUGGGAAUCAAAUGGCUGUCCAAACAUGUUGAUAUAGCCACACUGCUUGCUGUGCCACCACAUCACACUUUUUCAUUUACACAGGAGGCCUUGUUUAUCUCUGGCUCAAACAGGAUAAGCGUGUUUUAAAAAUGGAAGAUGGGUAAUGUUUUAACUUGCUGUUUGAGAUCCAAGUCCCAGUGGAAAGCAGCAGCUACCAGGGCAGGAUUGGGAAAUGCUGGCGUUCCGCCAAUCCCUGCUCAACAUGGACCUUUAACCUCGCUGUUAUGUCAGCAGGUGACACUGAUGACACUGUGCUGAUAGCAGACCAGACUCCCAGUGGCCACUGUCUCCAGUCUUUCCCACCCGUGAACGCUGCCCUUUGCCGACAUCUCUGGACGCUCGGCUGGUGGGUGACCUUGAUGGAUCAAAGCACCCUAAGCCGACAACAAAAGAUGGUGAUCUUGUACAAAUGUCAAGGCUAAAGCCACAAAGAGUCUGUACCUGCUAACAAACUGGUUAAACACCCAACACCCCCCCAGGCGCCCGGGCCUUCAAACAUAACUACUCUCCGAAAGGUGCUGGCUGCUAGGGUUCUUGUAGAGGUGCACCAGCUUUCUCUGCUUUCACUAAACCUUGUUUCUCUGACUGAAAAGGGUGCUAAUAUUAACUCGCCGUGGCCCCCAAUGCCUCUAACUGUCCAGUGAGAUUUACUUUGGGGAUGGAUGGUGUUGCUGGGCAACACAUUCCAAAUGGGAACUCUGUCUGGGAAAGCUGUGGCAGUGCCACGGUGGUCUCUCUGUCCUCUUCAUUGUGCCUGUACUUGGAGUGAUUGCUGGGUAUCUCAUCCCGCUGGUGACGGGCACUCUGCCUAAAGCUCACCACUGCUCUUCUUGCAUGAUCGCCUUUUCCUUCUUACCAAUAACGCGGCAUUUAUGUUUCUCUUCAGACUAUUCAAUAAAUGACAAAUGUUCUC
Polypterus senegalus (gray bichir) is the source of this 5464-nucleotide messenger RNA. It is a transcript of the gene trim9, whose product is annotated as tripartite motif containing 9. Bases 187 to 2442 code for a protein of 751 amino acids. The record is from RefSeq and is a predicted model, not a curated record. The transcript has 11 exons. Gene Ontology annotation, molecular function: zinc ion binding; protein binding. NCBI's taxonomy places the organism in Eukaryota, Metazoa, Chordata, Cladistia, Polypteriformes, Polypteridae.